Messenger RNA from Podarcis lilfordi (Lilford's wall lizard), 28026 nucleotides. NCBI's taxonomy places the organism in Eukaryota, Metazoa, Chordata, Lepidosauria, Squamata, Lacertidae. The record is from the annotation of a GenBank genome assembly.
CUGUGAAUCACUCAUCCAUAUGAUCAAAUCUGCUCCUGGGAAACUCCCUCUCCGUCUUUACACAGUGCAACCCUAAACAAUAAUCACUAAGCUUUAAAGCCUGUGGAUUUUGACAAAGAUAGUAGAUUUGUGGCACAUGGACCUUCAGUGGUCAAAACAAGAACACAAAGGUAAGUUCAUGUGGGCUUUUGUGUGGAAGUCUAUAUUUGUGAUUUUCUGUUCCAUGAUCAAAGUACGCUAAGGUUAUGCUACCUGUCAGGAGGGAGCUAAUGGGAAGGAAAAACCUGGCAUGUAAAAACUGAGCCACAGAGAAAUGUUUGCUUUCUGUAACUCUGCCUCUGUAAUACUGAGCUGAAUAAGGGAGGUCCUCAGACCUUGUCGAAAUGUGUUGGUCAAUGAUAAAGAUAGUCCUGUGUUCAGAAGCGGAAGAAGAGAAUAUUUUUAAGAUGCUUUUGUGACACACACACAAAAAGAGGCGCUUUUGGUUCUAAACUUAGCAGUGGCUAAAUAGAAGGUGGCUAAAUGUGAGAGGAAUAAAGUUUGAGAUUCUGAUAGAUUGAUUUUUACCUGAACUGAAGAGUCAAGAUUAACAUGAAUGCUCAAACCUCUCCAGCGUUGCUUGAGUGAUAUUACUUAUUAUAGAUUCACUUUUUCCUUCCCACACACACCCGCUGCUUGCCAGUUUCUAUUCUUGACAUUAACAAGCAUCUCUGAAUACUGGCUCAUAAUACUGAAUCUCCAGAAGCCUCAUCUGUUUUCCUAAGCAAGAAGAAUGCAUCAGAGUGCUUGUUUGAGGAGGUCAGACAACUUGAACUGGGGAGCAGGGCAUUAAAUCAAUGGAGCUUCACUGGAAUGGGGAAAAGUGUGUCUGAGCCACUUUUCUGAUUUUAUGCAGACAUAGAAAUUAGUGUGUCCUAGAUUCCUAGGGUAACGAAAAGGAAAAAUAGAUUGUGUGACACCAAAUACUUCUCCCCUCCCCACAUUUUCUAGCAUGAAUGUAAAAACUAAAUUGGCUAGAUGUGCAACUUGUGACCUCCCAAGUUGAAGGCAUCAUAUCAGCUAUGCAUGGCAGCCCACCAAGGUUUGAUGGUCCUCCGUGUUUAGCUGUAAAAACAGGAGCAGUAGAGUUUUUGGGCACAUGUCUGGCAAUGUGUGUCUGGAAUUAGGGGGGGAUCCCAAGUUGCAUAGGCUUGCAUCAGAAUGAAAGUGUCUCUCUCCUGCUUUCUGUUCCUGGUUAGUAGUAUUAAAUGGUUUGGCACCAUCAGGCACCCACACAUUCCUGUGGGGCCCACCACCAAGGCCUGGAUCCUGCAGGCUCUUUGUUGCUAUUGUUGCCUAUUCAUCUUUCCUCUCUGAGCCAUGAAAGCACCAUGGAUAUGAUGCAGCAGCUUCCAAUUGCCUUGCACUCCCACUCUGGGCAGUCGUGUAGACUUGGGCCCAGAGAGAGGCAGGGCAAAGAGAGCACAAAGAGAGGACAGUAGCCAAGGAGUAGACACUCAUGGGAAAAGGGGGUGAAGAAGCCAUCUUGCCCAAGGACUGCCCCCAAACCUGGAACAGCCACUACAUCGCCAUACAUGUACACACAGAAAAGAAGUGUUUUUAGCGUCAUGAGCAUAAAUGCCACCAGCGCUGGACUUGAGCUCAGGAAACUUUGGUCCAAAUCUUUGUUCAGCCAUUGACUUAGUAACUGAAUGUCAUUGGGCAAGAAAUUUAUCUUGCAUCAUUUGUACAUGAUGGGAAUGUGACUCAUGCAUGCACUUUACAUCCUCUGGACUUGUGAAUAUGCACUACCUCCAAACCAUUUUAGCGUGUGUGUUUGUGUGUGUGUUGAAAAUCAGAUUAUUUUACCGUCCGUAAGUGUAAUCCAUUACAAUGACCGCAAAGCCUGACCUUUUCUAACUUUAUAUAUUUGGAAACCAAAUCUAGAAAGCUUGAAACAGUUAACAGCCUCCUUGGAUCAAACCUUUAAAAAUGUAACACAUGUUCACCACUUUUAUUCCAUCUAUAUUGUGCCCUUCUUCCAGGGAGCUCCAAGACUGUUAUCUCCUCUCCCCUCCUAUUUUAUAAGGCAGUUUCAGCAAAUAGUGUUUAGGAUCACCCAGUGAGUUUCAUGGUCCUCUACAGACCAUUUACAUGUGGGCCCUUUGAAAUGUGCCUCACUCAGGCCAGAUCAUUACACUGAAUUCCUCCCUAUAUCUUUGCCUUAAAAGAAUAAUAAUAAAAAAGAUUCUGGGAUAGGGAAACAAAUCCAUUCUCUUAUUGUCACUUUCCAGUAAACUCGGAGGAUGGCCGUUCAGUGGAUCUAGGUCUGCGUGGUGAAAGUGAAGAGAGAGGUUUCUACACUGAGAUCUUCCACUCAAUGUCUUGGGUGUUCAGAGGGGAUGAUGCCAGUCCGGAUAACAGCCCCAGGUGUCUUAGCAAAAGGCCCAGACCCGUAGCAGGUAACACCUAUGGUUUUAUUUGUAUGUGCCUGGUUCCGUUCCUCAGAUCUACGAAUGUACAUUGUGUAUACCUUUCCCCCCCUUUUUUUUACAAAUUACCAGUUUAAACAGAGAGUUUCACCUGUAGCCAGUACUCUUUGCAAUUCAAAAUUUAAAAAAAUGCAUCUGCCUCUGAGGGAGGGAGGGGGAUUUUUCCAGCUAUAUUAGAAAAACACGACGUCAGGUGUUUUAUUUCUCUCUCUUUGUCUUGUUUUAGUUCGUGAACGAACUGUAAGAAUUGCUAAAGGAACAGGUGAUUACCCCUGGGGAUUCCGGAUCCAAUUCUCAAAGCCCAUCCUUGUAACUGAAGUGGACACCAGUAAGUGAUACCCACAAAGCUCAUUUUCCUUAUGAGUAGAUCCUAAGUGACUUGCAUGGCAGAGUGCUUAAAAAGAAGCUCAGAGCACCACUGAAUUUAUGAUGACAAAGAGCCUCGGGGCAAACCGCUAGCUGGCAGCUCAACAAGUCUCUUGUGUUCUUUUUAUUAUUGUUGCUAUGAAGUUGAUUUUCUCUGCAAUAUAGAUAGCGACAUAAAAGUAUCAUUCUGCAUUAUACCUGUACUUAAUUUUAUAGUCCUCCUGAAAAUGGAUUAGGGGUUGCUUUUGCGAAUGACGUUGGCUGUUAUACUGAAAAUGAUAAGAGGAGGAACAGAUGCCCAUUUAUGUGCCAUUUACUUAUUGAUAAAUGAUCUUCCCUGACUGACUUUUCAUUUAAUGAAACUAAAAGGGUCAGGCAUAGCCUGGGGCAAUUUCCCCUCCCAACCAUAUAUCUCUGCUAAGGAGAGGUGAUGAUCAUGACAAAAAAGGUCAGUGAUCCGUAUAAAGCAAGAAACUAUUUGGCAGUUAAAAAAUCAUACAGGCUUUUUCUUCUCUUUCUGAAUUUUUAACAAGAUCAGCUCCCUGCAUCUGACUUGCUCCUGUAAUAGCUAAAUAGGAUUCCUAUAUAGGCAGUGCUUUUCUUCUGGGAGGACGCAGGGGUACGCAUACCCCUAAACAUUUUGUGAAUAUAAGUUUGGCCUCAUUGAGGGACAGUAUUUCAAUAUGAGUAGGAAAAUGAGAGAACCCCUAAAGGUUUGUUUUUUUAAAAAAAAGCACUGCCUAUAGGAAUUAUUUAGGAUUAUAAGCAUGAGCCUACUACUUCACAGAUAUGUUCCUCUCCUUCCCCUCAUGUGACUGACUUUGCCAUUUCAUGCAAGCCUAGUGUACUAUGGCUUGUCUGUACCAUAGUUUUGCUCACCGGUGAAAUCUGUAAGCCACUGUUUGCAAUCCUAGCAUACAGAGAAACUAUGGUUUGAAGAAACUGUCACUUACCAGAUUCAGAUGAAGUGGCAAGUUGGUUUGCUACUAGAUCAGGAAUGGAAGUAUUCAGUUGCCACCCCCACCUGAGGGAAGAAGCUAGUGUUUGAGGAGCAUACUUUAGCAUUACAUCUGAAUGCUGUUAUAAUUUUGAGGGACCGUGCAGCCAAGAUGGAGAAGAUGCUAUGUUAGGGCCAACCCCUGGUUACAUAGGAGCCAACUCCAGUCUUCAGCUCCCCCAGUAAAAUAUUUGAGGUGCCCGCCCCUCUCACAGUUGAUGGGCAUUGACAUUCAAAUGGUGUGCACGCACUGCGUCAUGUGAUCAGUUAUGUGGGGCAGGCCUUACCUGGGCUCCCCCAAUAUUUUAUUCAAGUUGGCACCCCUGCCUGAUUAUGACAUUUAUCAUAAUUUUCCUGCUAUACUGGGACCAGACUUCCAUUUCUUCCUUAAGCCAAAUGUUUUCUAAAACAUUAUGUUUGGGUCUUGGGAAUGUCAGUGACUGAGGUGGAUUUUCAGAAGCCAUACACGAUUCAAGAGUAGAACACAGAGAAGCCUAAAGUAGUUACCAUGAAAACCAUUUUGGCUAUUUGCUUUCAUUUCCAAAUGGCAAGAGCCAAUAAUUCUGGAACAAAUUCUUACAAAAUGGCUUCUUCUCUCCAAAAUGAAGCAAAUAGAGAUCACAAAAAAUUGCAUCUGAAGUCCUUAAAUUGUUGAGCAUACUGGAAUAGCUUCAGAAAUCCCAUAUCACAUCUCUAGAGUUAUCAGUCUGUUGAAUAGCAGAAUGGUCAUAAUGUAUAAUUUAUCAUUUUGCUUUUUUAUGGAAAGAGCAGAAAUUCACAGUGGUCUUGUAUCUCUCAUUCCCUGUUAGCCUUCUGAUUUCCUUCCCCAUUGCUCUAAGACAGGACUCUGGGGUUUAUGUUGUAAGACACACUUAUUAAAUCACAAGGUACUAGUAAUGUUAAAAUUUUACUUAAGUUAAUCAAAGAGGACAUUUGUGUGCUUUUUUCUGGGGGGUGGGAAACAUGCUUACCUGGUACAUUAUGACAGUUUAAUUAUAUACUGAAAACGGAAGGUAAAAUGAUGGUUCUGGUACACAUCCUCGUAGGAUUCAAAUGCACCUACGUUGAACAUAUUUUCUGCUUAUGUAAGUUCUUGUCUAUUCCUAGCCUGACUUUAUAUAAGUCUUCCUAAAAAAGUAGUCCAUGCAGUUUUCAGCUGCCGAACAAUAACCCAAAGGAGGAUACCUUAGCACUUUCGGAUCAAGCGUGCUUUUCUAUCCUACCAGCAAUUGUUUUUCCUUCUAAGUGAAUUUAUGGCUUCCGUCCUUCUUUGCAAUAAUGAGGAAGGCACAGCUCAAGAGCAAGAAAAAUUCAGGCCUUUGACGCAGACUCUGCUCUGCUGUGUUUUGAUCUUAAAAUGCCUUUUCUUUGAAUGGAACAGUGGGUGGGUGGGAAUUCUUGCCUGUACUUCUGGUCUCUAUACCAACAUGGUAUCUAUUUCAGUUUGUGACAUAGUAUGAUCUCUUUGUUUUCACUUUUAAGGGAGGAAUUCAGCAUAGUGCUAUGGCAAUCGGUCCAAUAUUUUCAGUUUGUCAGGUAGAACAACACUCUCCCUCCAUGUUGGGGGAGGCUGUGGCCCCGCGCAUGUUUUUUUGAGGAGGCAUGACCAGGCACCCCUACAACAGGCUCUGCCAUCGGAGCCUGGCUUGCGCAUGGCUGUGGCAACUGUAGAGGAAGGCCACAGAGCAUGAGAAAGCUGCGGCUUCCUCGUGCCUGGCCACAGUUCCGUUCCCGGGUGCAUCCUGAGAGCUCUUUGUGAGGGGAGCCACCACAGGCUCCCUCCAUGCCCCGUGCCUCAAUAACCGUGCCUACGAUAACCAAGAAUAACUUGAGCAUAUUCCAGAUUUCCUCAACAUUGUGCCUUCCUGAUGUUUUGGACUACGGCUUCUAUCAGCCCCAGCCAGCAUGUGAAAGCUAAACUUUUCUAUGUUUGUCAAGUUGCCCCCCACAAAAAAAAAAAAAAUGGCUGGAAGGAAAACUGAUCCCCUGACCCCUUUAUGCGUGAAAGGUGAACUCCUCUUGGCAUAUUAUCAAAAUGUCCCAAAUAAGGGUCCUUUUCCCCUUCUGUUGCAGACAGCUCAGCAGAAGAAGCAGGCCUCCAGAUUGGAGAUAUUGUGAUGGCUGUCAAUGGAACGGACGUUAGCAGCAUGCCACACUCAGAAGCUGCAAAUUUGGCAAGAAAAGGUAAUGAUGCCAAUGCAGUUAACUGCUUUGCUGAGGUUUUUUUGGUCAGGUUUUUUGAACCAAGAUUUGACAGUUUUUACCAAGCAAAAACCAUAAACUUCGAUAGUGAAAAUAAAUAGGAGGCAGCCACUUUUUUUUGUUUUGUUACAGUGUUGUGUUAAUGACAGGACGCAGGUGGCGCUGUGGGUUAAAACACAGAGCCUAGGACUUGCCGAUCAGAAGGUCGGCGGUUCGAAUCCCCACGAUGGGGUAAGCUCCCAUUGCUCGGUCCCUGCUCCUGCCAACCUAGCAGUUCGAAAGCACGUCUGAAGAGCUGAUAAAUAGGUACCGCUCCGGCGGGAAGGUAAAUGGUGUUUCCGUGCGCUGCUCUGGUUCGCCACAAGCAGCUUAGUCAUGCUGGCCACAUGAACCAGAAGCUGUGUGCUGACUCCCUCGGCCAGUAAAGCGAGAUGAGCACUGCAACCCCAGAGUCGGCCACGACUGGACCUAAUGGUCAGGGGUCCCUUUACCUUUUACCUGUUAAUGACACAAUAUCAUAAUGUGGCAACAUUUCCAGGGGAGAAAGAGUGCGUGGCAGCAACAUUAUUGGGCAUUCUGCCGCUCAACUAUAGCUUCAUUUCAAACGUUAAAAAGGAAAUAAAAUAGAUACCAGCCCUUGGGCAACAUUUUUUAAAUAGAUUGUACAUAAUGUAGCAAUCCUGCCCCCAACUCUUGAAUCUCAAAUAAUUUUUGUGUUCUCCUAUGAAUGUCCAAGGAUUUUUACACACACACUUGCUCCUGCUUAAAAGUCUGUUGCAAGUAUGGACAGGGGACAAAUUAAAUUCAGUUUGCAUUUAAAAGAAAAAUUUCCAAAAUCACACUUUCCAAAACAAUACAUGAACCAAAACAUAGCCAUCUCUUGAAAUCCACACUCCUCGAAAUUUUGCAGCACAGUUUUUCAGCCAAGGAAUGUGUUCAAACAGGCAUAUAUUACUAAGGCACAGGGUUCAUGGAAACAGUGAAAAUAACUCAUGCACUAGAAUAGGGGAAAUUGUUUUGCAGAAAUGCAAAAUCGCAUACAAACAUAUGCAUAUUAGGAGAAAUUUGCACUAAAAUGCUGAUAAAUUUUCACGAGGCCUAAAAAAAAUAUCAAAAACUGAUGUGGAAAUAGGGAGAGAACUGAAGACUGGAAAAAUGAGAAGCACAAAAUUGACAGGUCUGCCUGUCACUAAUUGAAGGUGUAUGGGAGUAAUUUGUGCAACUAUUAAUCAGUUCCUUGGUUCAGAAACUAUUCAGUCCUUGCCUUGCCCAAUUUUGUCUAGUCACAUUUGACUAUAUAGAUUUUUAAAAACCACUUUCUAGGAACCUAAUAUCCUUCUGUUCGCCAAACUCACUACCAAAGAGCCAACACUAUUCAGGAGCUACAACCAGACUUUUAUCUCCAUGAGCUGGAGAGUGACAGGGUUGAUGAUGAAGGCAGAGCUUGACAUUUUUAUUCCUACUCACAUGUAGUAGGCUUUACAUAAGUUCAGAAGGCCCGAAAAGGGCUAUUGUGUUAUCCAAGAUGAAAAUGUUUCUGUUGAGAAAAUAACUGCUCUGAAAGAAACACACGUGAAGGAGCUUUGGUCAGGCUGUUCUCCUAACUGCAGGUGCAAAAUAAACUCUGGCCUAGGGAUUAUUUUCCUUCAUGAGCUCUUGCAAUAAUUGCAAGGGGAAAAGCAGGAGCAAAUUAAAGAGAGGCCAGAGAAAACAGAUUGACAUUUCUGAUGUAAGUGUGCUUGAAAGUGCCACAGAUUCAAUUUAAAAAAAGAAAAAGUAUCUUUCAAGAGAGAGCCUACCUAUGAAUUUUAUCACUCAGCUGCAUUGGAAAAGCUGACUUUGACAGUAAGGGCAAGUUACUUUGGACAUGCGGAGACUGAUGGAGCAAUAAGGUGACAGUGAUCCGAGAGGAAAGCCUUGGUUGGAUAAAAGACCCUCAUUUUCUCUUUGUGCCAGCUACUAAUAUUGUUAUCUGCUCAUAGUAUCACUUAAGUCUAGGCCAAAAUGUCAGGUGGAAAGAGCACAUUUAGCAAUAUUGCUUUUGGGUCCUAUGCCUCAAAGACAGAUGGGUCCUGACAGUGGCCUUCAAGACAUCAAUCUACUAUUUAUGUCUGGUGUUUCUUCAGAAGGAAAAUUCAUAGCUGGCUCAAUGAACACGUUAGACCUGUCUGUGUAUAAGAGAACCAACAUCCAGGUGCAACUAAUACGUUACUUGAUGAGGAGAGUGUCUUAUACAGGGGAAACAAAAUGCCACUUAAAUUAAUUUUGAAUUAUUUCCCUGGGAUAUAUUAAAACCAAACUGUACCCUUUAGUGCAUGUCAGUUAAUUCCACCACAUACUGAAUUCCACCAUGCUAUGAAUUUGACAGAGAUCAAUAAAGGUUUAAUAAUGAAAAAUGAUUUCACAAGUGACUGACAAAUUUACCUUGACACACAUACCAAAUUCAUUAAUUAUAGGUGUGCAAUGCACACACUUGCGUUGAGGAGAAUGGCAGUCAUUUACCACAUCUAUCUCUAUUUACUAAGGAGUGUUUUUUAAAAAAAUAUUAUCAGUCAGGAUGCCCCCUCGCCUCAACCAGGCCUUAGGCUGAUUAACAUCCAAACACCCUUGUGAAAACAGGGGGUUAUUGGUUAGUUUUCAUUUUAUUAUGUAUUUUGUGUUCUCGAUUUGUAUUUUGUAUUGGAUGAAAGGCUGUAUACAAAUUUAGUAAGUAAUAAUAAUAUAGAAGAGUUUUUCCCACCUCCCUGCUUCAUAGACUUGGUUUUAAUUUACCUUGUAAUAGACCACAAUAUAAUCAAAUAUUUCAGGUCCAGAUAUCUUGACAUUGUUGGUUGGCUCUGAUAUCAGUCGUUGUCCCAACACCCCUCGCCCGACAUGUCGAGGAUAUCUGCACAAACGAACCCAGUCAGGAAUCCUGAAGGGCUGGAGGAAGAGAUGGUUUGUGCUAAAGCACGAUGGCUGCCUCUACUAUUACAAACACAAAAAGGUAAGGCAUGUGUAUAAUUAUUUCGUUUGUCCAUUGAGGGAGCACGCUGGUAGUGGGUCUGUACAAAUUAAGUACAGUUGUACCUUGAAAAUCAAACGGAAUCUGUUCGGGAAGUCCGUUCGACUUCCAAAAAGUUCGGAAACCAAGGCACAGCUUCCUAUUGGUUUCCAAUUGUGCAGGCAUGCUGGAAACAAUAGCGGAAGUCGCGUCAGAUGUUCGGCUUCCCAAAAAACAUUCAAAAACCACAACACUCACUUCUGGUUUUCAAUUGUUCAGGAGCCGGAACGUUUGACUCCCAAGGUGUUCUGGAGCCGAGGUACGACUGUAGUGGGCAGGCCCUACCCAUAGCUGUCAACCUUCCCUUUUUUUGCGGGAAAUUCCCUUAUUUCAGCGUUGUUUCCCGCUGCUUCCCGCUGCUAUCCUGGAUUUUUUGAUAUCCCGUAGACUGUCCCUGGGACAGUUGAGGCUGCUGAUCCCUUGUUUUCAAAUCUGAAAGUUGACAGCUAUGGCCAUACCCUACUCUGUUUUUGAGAGCGCUCUCUUUCUCUCUCUUACACACACACACACACACACACACACAUACCAUGCAUUGGACUUCUGGGAGAUUGUAAUGUUAGUCUAUGUUUUUAGUUUGUUCCAGUUCACCAGACUCUGGAGCAAUCUGGUCCAGGCCAUACACAAAUGGCCUCAGGAGACUAGCUGCCGAGGCAGUUGGGGAUAUUUUGUCAUACCUAAUGUGUGUUUUGGUCACCAUCCUUUGUGCAAGAAGUACAUCUGGAACAAAUUGUCCUUGUCAGAGGUUGGGACAGAUCAGUUACAGAGGGCUUCCCCCUCCUUGCAUCCAUCCCUCUGUCUUGUCCCUGCCCACCCCCUUUUUCCUCUCCUCCCUGCCUUCUCUCCCUCUCAGCUCCCACCCCACACAUGAAAUAGGCCAAGGACCAUUUGAAGAAACCUUGAGGAUAGCAAGUUCCCUACCCCUGAUUAAAAGGCUCUAAUCUCAGAGGGUCCAAAUGAAUCCUAUCUUCAAAUAGAUACCAGAUGAAAAUGGAAGGGAAUCAUCCAAGUCUGAGGCCUGUUCCUCUUCCCUCUUGCAAUCUGAGGAAUAAAUUUAGAGUACACCCUUAUUUUAUUUUUAAUCUACUGGGUGAUUGUAUAAUUAGUGAUUGCUUUCCAAACUUGAUUUAAUUAAUCUUGGCUUAAAGCAACUUAUGUUUUGAAGACUGUCGCUAGGAGACACAUCUUAUUACAUAACUUCCCCACUAAAAUAAGCAGUAACUGUACAGGUAAUGUAGCAUAGACAUUUACAUUCAGUUGUUUUCUGAUUAUUUUCUUUAUUCAUAUAAAUAAUAAACUCAACAAUGUUAGAAAUUAGUUCACAUUUCGUGCUGAGAACCCAUCUUGUACUGAGUCCCUCAAAGAGCCAGUGUUAAUUUCAAACCAUAUCCAGCAGGUGGAGAACUUUGAUCAGAGAUCUUUUUGAAAGUACUGGGAAAAGUCAAUGUGUGGGUCCUCAAAUGAGAUUUUAUCAGACCUGAGCGCAUUUUAGCCUAAACCAUCUACUAUCAUGAAAUAAAGGGUCAGUGUAACUGGAAAGAGCUGAAGUGCAGUGGUAGAACAUCUGCUUUGUCAAUGGUCCAGCAUCUUCAGGUUGAGCUGGAAAAGAUUCUUGUCUGAAACCUUGGACAGCCAUUUGCAGAUGGACCAGUACUUUCACUCAGUAUAUGGCAGCUUCCUAUGUUCCUAAUUGAAGCUGGAUUCUUAAGAUAGACCCAAAAUAUGACCUCUUCUGUGUGUGAAUGGGUGUGCAUAUAUGUUUGACAACAUGAUUCCCCCCCCCUCUUUUUGCAUACAACGCUAAGUUGUUAACAGGGCGGUUGUGUGUCACUUAAUCUAAAUAGUAUGUUAAAUGUUAGGGGCUAACUUCUUCACUUAGUCCAGAAAAGAGGUCCUCAACAGGUGGGUCACGACCCACUUCUGGAUUACCACCUGACCUAAGGUGGGUCACAAUAACAGCCAGGAGUGUCAGCUUGGCCCCGCGACUGUGGGCACCCAGGGCCAUGGGUGCCAUGCAGCCUGCAUGGCCCUGGCACCAAAAUUUGUGGGCGCCCACCCCCUUCGUGGGGAAUUUUGUGGGUGCUCAGGGCCCCAGGGAGUUGGCAGCUGUGAUAACAGCAGUACCACCAGGCAAAUAUAUGGCAAGAAGUUAAUAAAAAGGUUGAGAACCCACCAUAUGGGAAACCUCUGCAGAGGAUUGCAGUGCCUGGAGACAGGCAGUCAGGUUGUUUAUCCACAGCAGUGACCAGAGGAGGGAUGACCGCUGGGAGGCUUGCAGAGAGAAGAAAUGCCAUGGUGCAUCCAGACACCUUCAUCUGCCCCACCUGCAAUGUCUCUCCCAUAUCAGUCUCUACAGCCACAGCAGGCGCUGUAACUCUCCAAUGGUUUGACUUCACCCCCCCAAGAUACAUGCUUCCAAUGUCUCCCAAGACAGACGGAUGCCAACACAACACACAGGUCCUGAGUUUGACAAGGUUGAAGUCAACCCCUCCAAAGAGUGUGAGAUAUGAUCCAUCACCUACGAAACAUCUGCUUUAUAUAUGUGGUAGUGCUUAAGGAAACUUGGCAGUUAAUCAUAGUCUCCCAAUAUGUACAGAUGAGGAACUGUGAUGAAUGCCUUCCAAACAAACUAAGAUUUGGAAUAAAACUUUACUCUGCUAAAAUACUCCAUUGCAUUCCCAUUCCUAACAUGCUUUUUUAUAUCCCCAUCAGUCAUUCAGCACUUUAUGAGUCAUCAUCAAUAGUCCUCACUGGUCAAUUUAGGGAGUCUACCCCCUUAAGUCCCCCUUCCCCAACAUUUAAUUUUACUGUUUACUAUUGGGUUCAAAUGGGUUAUUGAAUAUUUAUUUAUUUAUUUGAUAUAAGUUGUUUAUUUUAAAGUUAUUGUGACCUUUUAUAUUGGAUCAGAUUGUUACUAUUAACAUUUGAUGUUUUAUUAUUAUUUUAUGUGCGUUGGAAGCUGCCCAGAAUGGCUGGGGCAACCCAGCCAGAUGGGCACGGUAUAAAUAAAACAUUAUUAUUAUUAUUAUUACUUUUCUACAACCCAACCCUACUGAUACCUUCCCUCUUGUGUGAGGUGUGAUAUUUUGGUUACAUAAGCAAUGACACUCAUGUCUGAACAAUGGAAACGGAGGGGAUGAUAAGGCCUUUUUAUCAUUAAAAUGCUCAAUACUAACCAAUUUUUUGCUUAUAGAGAGAUUUGUUUGCAUUUGCAAGUGCUUAUUUAAGAUCUACAUAUGUGUUUUGACCCUUUUUUUAAUGAAAGAGGCUUAGGCUGUAGCUCCUGCUUCCUCUGCCUGCUGAAGGACCCACAGAUGUUGUAGAGACAGGAAGUGGAAGGAGCCGCAGCUCCCUAGAGAAGCACUGUUUACCACCAAGGAGAGGAUUGGGACAAGUCCCAACAUCCUCAGUAGGAAAAACGAUGCUAUCAGCAUCUAUUUCUGCUGGGGAGAAGGCCAUUCCAGUAGCUUCAUUUCCAACCAGGGAUGCUGGGACUCCAAGGCUCUUUUUUGUUGGUUAAGGUUGGUGUGCAAGGAAGUUGGAGCAUCUGCUAUCAACUUCAGUACUAACAGCUCCCCACUUCUCUUUGGGGGCACUUGGAAGGAAAGGCAUCAGCAGGAGUUCACAUCUGCAAGGUGACCCGAGUUUUGCUCACCUUGUAAAUGCAAGCAGUUGUUCAAACAGGGAUGCUCCCAUUUGCAAAUCCCCUCCCUUUAAAAAAAAAACCCCAAAAAACUCGUCACCUCUCUGUGCUAUUCUGAUUCUGAUGUCACACAAUAUGAGAAAGAAGCAGCAGAUGGAAGUCAUUUUAAAUUUCUUGUUUUAUAAGUCUUACAAUCGUUCACAUCAUUGGGAGCACAAAUGAUGUUAGUUAUAAGAAUUGUGUUGUUUCAUAUAUUGCUAUUGCCUGUCUGUCAAUUUAUUUUUGUCGUUUAGUCGUGUCCGACUCUUCGUGACCCCAUGGACCAGAGUACACCAGGCACUCCUGUCUUCCACUGCCUCCCGCAGUUUGGUCAAACUCAUGCUGGUAGCUUCGAGAACACUGUCCAACCAUCUUGUCCUCUGUCAUCCCCUUCUCCUUGUGCCCUCCAUCUUUCCCAACAUCAGGGUCUUUUCCAGGGAGUCUUCUCUUCUCAUGAGGUGGCCAAAGUAUUGGAGUCUCAGCUUCAGGAUCUGUCCUUCCAGUGAGCACUCAGGGCUGAUUUCCUUAAGAAUGGAUAGGUUUGAUCUUCUUGCAGUCCAUGGGACUCUCAAGAGUCUCCUCCAGCACCAUAAUUCAAAAGCAUCAAUUCUUUGGCGAUCAGCCUUCUUUAUGGUCCAGCUCUCACUUCCAUACAUCACUACUGGGAAAACCAUAGCUUUAACUAUACGGACCUUUGUUGGCAAGGUGAUGUCUCUGUUUUUUAAGAUGCUGUCUAGGUUUGUCAUUACUUUUCUCCCAAGAAGCAGGUGUCUUUUAAUUUCGUGGCUGCUGUCACCACCUGCAGUGAUCAUGGAGCCCAAGAAAGUAAAGUCUCUCACUGCCUCCAUUUCUUCCCCUUCUAUUUGCCAGGAGGUGAAGGGACCAGUGGCCAUGAUCUUCUUUUUUUUGAUGUUGAGCUUCAAACCAUAUGUCAAUUUAUAGUUUGUUUAUUUGAUUGUAUGUAUGUUAGUUGGUUGGUUGGUUGGUUGGCUGGCUGGUUUGCUUUCCAGGGAUAAAUGUAUCUAUUUUAUAAACAAUAAAGAUAUAUUUAAGAGAGAGAGAGAGAAAGGAGCAGCAGCAAAUAGUCGCGUUGCUCAAAACUGUAUAAGAUUUCUCCCCGGCUUACUGGCAGACAUUUCCUCCCAAAGGUAGAUGCAUAAAACUCUAAGAACCACACUCUGCAUUACAGUAGGUUCACAAGCUCAGUGCCUUCAGGAAGCCCCAAGGCAAAGAGCUUCUGCAACUGCGUAGCAAAGGACAGCAAGAAAGACAGGGAAAGACCGUGUACUUCCUCACCACAGCAGCGGGUCACUCAGGCAAUCUAGGUCAACAGAACCUAGUCUUAUAAACUAUUAAUAGAUGGCUUAGCCUGAUUAUCACCAGAGGGCGUUAGUUAUCUGAAGAUGUGUAUUGCCUGGGCUAUCUUAUUAUCUCAGUCUAUUCUUUUCUAAGCCAGGUAAACCUAAUCCCGCAAGUGUGGGUUGUGCGUACACAAGCAAGCUUCCCUUAUGUACAUACACGUACGCCACUUGCCAGAUUGACUUCCACAUGUCCAACUGGCUACUACAUACAUGGCUCCCCUGGCCAGAUGCCAGGGGAAUUAUUUUGUUUUGGGGAUCUUGCAUUCCACACCAAGUAGAUGUUGCCAGCCUUGGGAGAAGGAAAGGAAUCAAGGCUUGGAGAGGAAUUGUCCCAUCCCCUAAACUAAUAAUUGGUUGUGUAAGAGCUGAGAGCUUCCUAAGUAGCAGUUGUAAAGGAAUUGGCCAGUUUGGGCAACUAGCCGUCCAUAGGCUUUUUAAGCCAAUGAUGGGGAACCUGUGGCCUUCCAAAUAUCAUUGGACUCCAGCUCUGAGACCCUCCAAUUGCAAGGGAUGAUGAGAGUUGGAGAUCAACAACAUAUGGUGGGUCAAAGGUUCCACAUCUCUCUACUUUAAGCAUUAUUGCAUGGCCUGUUUUGGCCCAGGGGGACAAUAUAGGGUUGGAGACAAUUCAGAUACAUAAGCAUCAGUACAUCAUCUAAAUUGACACCCUGGAAAUCAGAUUGAAUAUGAAUAAUUUUGCUUUUGCAACAUAGAUGCCAAACUCAUCAUAACAAGUACAAGAUCGCUCUAUCUCUGCAUGGAGCCAGCACAGAUUCACUUUCUGGAACAGCUUUGCAAGUAAUGGCAGCUGAGAGAUACAAUAUAUUCACUGUGAUAAUUGUCAUAGCAUUAGCCAUAGUCCUUCUAAAACACUGGGUCACAAUUGACCAGCUUCAGAAAGCAUCCAGCACAGCCUGUACUCUGAGCAAUCUCUCUUGCCUGGAAGCCACCAGCCCAUUUCAGACAUAAUGCUAAGCCAUAGUUUAUGCUUAAAGGUAAAGAGACCCCUGACCAUUAGGUCCAGUCAUGACCGACUCUGGGGUUGCGACGCUCAUCUCGCUUUAUUGGCCGAGGGAGCCAGCGUACAGCUUCCAGGUCAUGUGGCCAGCAUGACUAAACCGCUUCUGGCAAACCAGAGCAACGCACGGAAACGCUGUUUACCUUCCCACCAGAGCGGUACCUAUUUAUCUACUUGCACUUUGACGUGCUUUCGAACUGCUAGGUUGGCAGGAGCAGGGUCUGAGCAACGGGAGCUCACCCCGUCGCGGAGAUUCGAACCACCAACCUUCUGAUCAGCAAGCCCUAGGCUCUGUGGUUUAACCCACAGUGCCACCUGCGUCCCUUAGUUUAUGCUUAGUUGUGAGAAAAUACAACCAUGAGCCUUUCCUUAUAUUAUUGCCUUCCUUCUCCCCUUCUGCUGUCCUUCACAUGCUUAGAAGGAGGGCAGGAACGGGACAAUGCUCUCCUUCCUGUGCUCUCCAUCAGUUGGUAUUCAGACGAAUACUGAUACUGAAGCCAUCAUAAAUACAUAAAUACAUACAUAAAUAAAUAGCCAUCGUGAGUAUAUGUCCUUACAGAAUCAUUGAAUCAAAGAUCUGUACAGUUGGAAGGAAUCAAGAAGUCUCAUCUAGUCCAACCCCCUGCAAUGCAGAUAUCAUUUGCCCUGUGUGAGACUCGAACCCAUGACCCUGAAAUUGGUCUCCUGCCCUACCAACUGAGCUAAAGUUGGACCAUAAAAAAUAAUUUUGGGUAUUAAUUUUCCCAUUCACAUUUCACCUGUUGUUGCCUCCACCCCCCUAUGAUUGAACCAAAUAACGGUUGCAAGGUGAAAAGAGAGGGGGGGAAAACAUCUUUAAAAUUAUCUUAAUUUCCAGCAUUGCAUCCAGAGCCCAGUUUAUAUAAAAUACGUUUUCAGCUCCCUGGGUCUGGGCCUUUCACAUUGUCUCACUCCCUGAUGGAACAUCCAAGCCCGUCUUCUUUCAAGCCCACGUAUUCACUGCUAAGUCUAAGUGGUUUAUAUAAAAGGCUUAACUAUAAAUAAAUUUAGGUCUGAGCUAUUCCUCCUAGAGGUACAAUGUGCAUUUGCUCUCCAUUCUAACAGAGAGCUUUAUCCUCCACAGGCAGAAAGUCGUCCCAUUCUUUAUAACCAGCCUGCAAUCUGAUUCCAUUUGCAGAGCCUCUGGUGAGGCCCAUUGUGAGUGGAUUGGUUUGCUAAUUAAACACUAUGGUUCUAUCUAGGCUCUAAUUCCACAAAAGCUUAUGUCACAAUAAAUCUGUUGGUCUUUUAAGGUGCCAUGACACUCCCUUGGGCAUGCUUUGUGUUUCCUCUUAUUAGUCACUGAUUAAUUUUCUUUGCAGAUGGAAAGAGCAAUCUACAGGUUGCAUGCUAGGGAGUUGCACGACCCUAGAUUGGAGUUCCACUCCUGUUUCCAGCACAAAGUGGACUACCCAGUCUAGGCCCCUGUGGGUUGGAAGCUCACUAUGUUGUGAGCCACUGAACUGAGGAAAUGGUUUGGAUACCACAAAGAAGUGAGGAGGGUAAUGGUAAAGGUAAAGGACCCCUGGAUGGUUAAGUCCAGUCAAAGGCGACUAUGGGGUGCGGCGCUCAACUCGCUUUCAGGCCGAGGGAGCCAAUGUUUGUCCACAGACAGCUUUCCGGGUCAUGUGGCCAGCAUGACCAAACCACUUCUGGCGAAACGGAACACCGUGAUGGAAGCCAGAGCACACAGAAACAUCAUUUACCUUCCCGCCACAGUGGUACCUAUUUAUCUACUUGCACUUUGACGAGCUUUCGAACUGCUAGGUUGGCAGCAGCUGGGACUGAGCAACGGGAGCUCACCCCAUUGCAGGGAUUCAAACCGCUGACCUUCUGAUCGGCAAGCCCAAGAGGCUCAGUGGUUUAGACCCAUGUCCCAUGUGGGGAGUGUAGAAGCAAUGUGACUCACACCCUCCCGAGACACAUCCCUCACCAACCCUGCCUUGCACCCUGCUUGAGUUUCUUUGCCCUGAACUCUAAUAAUGGCUCUGGAUGGAGGAUAGAAGGGGAAGUGUGGCUAUGGACGCAGGUGAAAUUUGUCUCUGGACAUGCCCACCAUUGACAUUUAGCCCCCUGGGAUGCUACCCAGAAGGGAAUGUGACUCUCAGGCUGAAAAAAGUCCCCCCACCCCUCAUCUACAGCAGAUGCACCACCUUGGGCCAAAGAUUGUGGGGGGCUCAGUGGCCCAGUGUGCAUGUGGUGGUGAAAGGAGGUGCAUCGUUGGUAGGAGGCCUUGCCCAGUGCCGUGCAACUUCAAUGUCCAUGGCUCCUCUUCUCUCACGCUCAGGAGCCUGCCUUUGAUGCUUCCCCAUGCUCAGCUUGGCUAAGGAAUAUUGAGGGGGGCUGGCAACACCACCGCCCCCUAGAGUUGGCACACCUGAUCUAUAAGAAGCUGUUGGGAGUGGUCAUUAGAAGAUUCACAACAUGGUGUCACCAGUGGGCUGAUGAUACCUAUCUCUAGUUCUCUGUUACAGCUGAAUUGGGUAUGCUGGGGCAAGUCCUAAGCUGGUGUCUAAACACGGUGGAGGGCUAGAUGACAGCCAAUAAGCCCAAUCUUUAGAUGAAAGUUCUGUGGGCGAGUGAUUCCUGGGUGUACAUGCCUCUUCUGGACUGGGUUGCAAUCUCUCUGAAAGAAUAGAUGCACAGUCUAGGGCAGCUCCUUGAACCAUCUUUGUCCGUGGUGACCUUAGUGGCUAAGAGUCCCAUAGCAUUGGCUGCUAUGCCAUUAUAGCUUCAGGGAAUCAUUCAUUGGUAACCUUGGGAUUGGACUAUUGUAAUGUGGCACCCUACAACUCCCAUCAUUCCUGACCAUGCUGUCUGGGGCUGAUGGGAGCUAGAGGCCCCCUCUAUGGUCCAAACAGUGUUAGUGAUUCUGCAUACAAAAUGGGGCAGUGGAUCUUAUUUGAGAUUAAUUAUGCCACACUAAAAGGAUCUGACCUUGUUUAUGUAGUCUUAGACAAGCAGCAAAAUGCUUAUGCUUCUCUCUAAUGGCUCAUUUGCAUUUUUGAAUAUUUUGCAACUCUUGUCUAUGGACUUCUUUUCUAGUAGCACAGCUGGACUGGGGGAGGCCUGGAAUGGAUCUGCAUUUCUGCUUUUUCUCUGGCCAGAUUCCUCCACCUCUGCCAUCACCACCACCAUAAUAUAUGCAGAGUUUACAACAGAUGGUGGAUGAGAGCAGACAAUAUAAUGUUGUAAUGACUCAGAUAUGAGAAAUCAUCAUGUCUCAAGUAAAGCAGACCUUGUGCUUUUUUUCUCCUUUUUUUUUACAGAGCACAGUCCUUUAUUUGGUGGGCUGUCCUGUCCAAUAUUAGGAAUCAUCAAAGGGGAGCUCGUACAGCAGACUAACAGAGUCUGUGACUGCAUAGCACCUGGUCAUAGUCUUUGUUGCCAUGCUGCGAUAUAGAUUUAAUUACAGUUAUUAUUUCUACAUUUAUAUCUAUAUCUAUAAAUUAGCAUGUGCUUCUUUUCUGCAGAUCGGUACCAUCUUUUAUUGUGUAUUUGUGAUGCAUUUCCUUAUUUUUUGCAAUACAAGCCCUUCGCUGAAAUUUAGGGAGGGCCUGCGUUGACAAAAUUUGUUUGCUCUUACGAUCAACAAUCUGGUGUGAAAAGUAGAUUGUGCCGAGACUGUUCCUGUUUCAGAUGGUAGGAUUGUCAGUGAUGCUUCACAACAGAAGUAAGAAAAAAUGAGUGUAGUAAGAAAAUAGUCCAGUAAACGCAGGGUUGAAACUGAGUCUAAGAGAUCUGGGGUAUAAGUUGGACGGACUCAUUGCAUAGGCUUAGCGAGCUAUUUCCUAUCAUCAGCCUGUUCCACUGGCUUGGUUCAGGUAUAGCACAAAGCCAUGGUUUGUUUGAACCUAAGACCGCCCACAAACUGUGGUUGACAAAUAUUGAUUCAGAAUUGCAAUUGGAACCUGGUUUGAAAAACCACCAUUUUACAAGCUGAUCUGCACACUAUUCUUUGCUGUUGUGCCUGAAUUCAAGCACCAUUGACCAACCACAGUUAAAGUCAUUACUGCGCUACAAGAGGCUGCUGUGCCGGGGAGAUGGAAAUGAACUUAUGAAGCUGAGCCUUGAGUAAAUGAGAAACAAAAGCUGACAAGUAGCUUAAGCUUGUUGUUUGUCUGCUGUGCACACGGAAGCUAAAACCAUGGAGUAGUAUGCUCCAGCGCAAGUAUGCUUAGCGCAAAUCAUGCGUUCCGUCUUGCAUUACAUCUGAACUCAUCCACAGUCUCUUUAGGGAGUGAUCUAAACUGGUGUUGGCAGUCAGCACAAAGGUUAGGGCACACAGCAUUCCCAUUGGGAAAUUCUGGGAGUGAGGUUGCAUCAGGAAACAAAAUGCAUAGUUCAUCAAGGGAGGAGCUUAAUAGAUCACACUUGCAAAGGAAAGUAUGACCUAAUUUUCACAGCAAUUGCUAUGUAAGUAUAUUAGGCAUGUAGCGAUCACAUGCUCUGAGAAGAGUCCUCUCAGAGUUAAAAGCAGAAGAGCGCAAAGGAAGUCUUUCCUUUUUUUAAAAAAAAAGAUAUUUAUUAAGAUUUUCAAAAUGUUACAAAACAAAAACAGAAAAAAGAAAAAAGUACAAAAAGAAAAAUGGCUAAAAACAACUCAAUCUUUCCAUUACUUAUUUUUCAUUAGCUUAUUUCCCGGACCUCCUCGCGCCUCCCUUUUUUGUAUUCCAGUUCAGUUUGUUGGUUCAGCAAAUCCUUACCCUCUUUGUUUAUCCUAAUCUUUAAUCUUAAAGUAUUGUAACGUUAAAUUUUUACCUAUUAAUAAUCCAUUUUUCAUAUUCCUUAUAGUAUUACAGCUGAAAACCACUUAAUUUCUAUCCAACAUCAUUCUAACAUUCAUUAAUUUUACAAUAUUUCUGUAGACAGUCCUUAAAUUUCUUCCAAUCUUCUUCCACCGACUCUUCUCCCUGGUCUCGGAUUCUGCCAGUCAUUUCCGCCGCAAAGGAAGUCUUUCCUUUUGCUGCAGGGUUUUACUUUUUCUGAAAUAUUGAAGUUGGUCAAAAUGAAAACCACAGCCGCUGGAAAUUUAGAGUAGGCUGUACAAUAGGAAGUGUUGGAGGGUCGGUUCAGUGCAAGCAUAGGGCUGGCCUAAGAUAUUUUGCUGCCUGAGGCAAAGGACCAGAUGGUGCAGUCCAUGUACGGAAGCCAACUUGACUGGAGGGUGAAUCAUACGUCGACAGGACAGUGUCCUUCGCCACACUUGAGGGCAGUAAGCUAGCUUGGGAGAAGCUCUGUCCUCCAACACUUUGUCGCCACUGCCCCUCUUCCCCUACUAUCUGCUACCUGAGGCAACUACCUCACUGUGCCUAAUGAUAGGGCCAACUCUCUGAAAGCCCAAAAUGAUUCCCCUAAAAAUAAACUAAGUCUAGCAUCAUAAGAGAAGAACAGGACUAGAAUGUGAUCCUCUUGUAAAACAUAUCCAAUGCAUGCAAGUAUUUUCUCUUUCUCUCACGUUCGGGGGAGGUUAAUGUAUAUAUUUCCUUCUAAGUAGAGCAAAAGGGAUUGGGACAGCUGCAGUGAAUCCCCUUGACUUUAAAGAGAAGGCAUGAUUAUCCUCAGGUUCCCUCCCAACUCUACAAUUCUAUGAUGCUAUGGAAUCAGCUUCUUUUGGGGAAAUCCCAUAGUACUUGGCUUUACUAUGCAAUCUUUGCUUUUUAGAUGAGAAGCAAUUUGUGGAAUUAAAGGGGAUGUUUAGCAAAAACACCACCACCAUGUCUCUUAAGCCCCCCACGGCUUUUCUCAAAAUCUUGUUUUCUUCUUCUUGUCUUCAUUACAGGAUGAAGGAAAGUGCCGACCAUUAGAAGUCACAAAGUUAGAAGGUGCUGAAAUUGGUGUGGACAGUACCCUGGGCAAACCCUUUGUAUUUAAGUGCAUUCCUCAGACUGGAAACAGGAUUUUUUACUUCUGUGCCACAUCAAACCAAGAGAUGAAGAGGUACACAAUCCACUCACUACAUUCCUUUCUAUGUUUUCUUUCUUCCUAGUUCUGCAAAAUGGAUUUGCUUAUUAAGGUCAAUUGCAUAAGCAGCAGGCAGUCUCUUACUGCAGGAGAGAAAACAUUUGCACUGAGAUUUAAUUAGGGUUACCACAUAUACAAUUCUCCCCUCCCCCAUCAGCAUUCUGUCAGUAACUUGCAUAAUAUGUUAUUUUAUUUUGCAUUCCUCUGGUUUUUUGUUGUUCUUUAGCAUAAUCAUUUAAGAGAAGCAGUCCUGGAUGGACCAAGCCAAAGGCCUCUCUGAUCCAGCAUUUUUCAUUUAUUUAUUGCAUUUAUAUCCAACCUUUCCUCCAUGGGGCUUGAUCUGAUAUACAUUUCAUCCUCACAACAAUUCUCUGAGGUAGAGGUUAGGCUGCGAGUAAGUGGCUGGCCCAAGGUCACCCAGCGGCCUUCAUGGCCAAGUGAAGAUUAGAACCCUGGUCCUCCCUGGUCCAACACUCUAACCACUUCACCACACUGGCUCCCUGCUUGUUUCCAACCAGUUUCCUGUGGGAAAUCCGCAAGCAGGGUAUGAGGUCAACAGCCUUCACUCACUGUGAUUUCCCCAGCAACUGUAUUCAGCCUGCUUUCAAGAUUUCCAUUUGCGCAUUCUCUGCAUAUUCUAUACAUACAUAAUUCCUUCUCCUACAAGGAGACACCAAUACUGUUUUGCAUAUAGGUGGCUAUGUGCAUAUUUGUCCUCCGAUAGCAGAAGAAAAGAAGUAUGGCAAUGGUGGAGAUGAAGAACAUUUGCAAAAUGUUUCUUCAUACCAGUAUGAGAAAUGCUGUGAGGAUGUUAGCACCUGUUUUUGUGAGGUACAGACUCCUCCAUGUGUUUGAAAUUGGCCCUGCCAAUUAUUUCCUCAUACAGGCCUGUGUAAGUGAGUAGCUAUCUACGAUUUUCCCUAAAGGGCCACAAGGCCCCCAUGCAGGAUGUUGCACUCAAGCAAACCUAUUCUCAUCUAUGGUUUUUUCCCCUCCAUAGGUGGCUGGAGGCCAUGGAGAAAGCUGUGCAUCCCGUUCAUCAGGUAACCUUGCCAGAGCCUUUGUUUUUGUUUGUGCAUGUCCAUUUCUAAUUUACAAACUUUACAUGCUGAGGGUGACCUUAAAUUGUGCAUAGACUCACCAAAGUCUACGAGAGAGUACUUGACAAGGGAUUAAGUCCCCCUUCUGGUCUCUCACAUAUGCCAAUCCUAGGGCACAUGCUGAGUGAGUACUUUAUCUUCAUGGCCCUCAGCUCUUGGCAGUCAUUCAUGGGGCAGGCAGAACCAGCUUCGAGUGUUCUGCAUGCUAUUUGCAAACCAACAGGUGAGCUGCUGUGUGAAGCUGCCUUCACUCUGAGAUCUCUCUGUAUUUGUUCUUUGUUAGCCAUAGCAACGGCUUUGCUAAGCCAUUCUUGAAAACAGAAACAUUAACUCUGGUAGGGUAUCCAGAUUUGCAACUCCAAGCAACCCUUAACAAACUAAAGGCCCAGAAUUCCUCAAUAGAAAGAAUAUGCUUAAGAAGGUCUAAAUCAGGGACAAGGAACCUCCAGCCCUCCAGAUGCAAUCCUCAUCAUCCCUAACCAUGAUGGUUCAACAUCAUCUGAAGAUGAUGGUCUAAAUGGUUAGACCCUGGUCUAAAUGCUGCCAAAAAUACUAUAUAUACAAGAAUAUUAAAGCAGUCAGAACUAUGCAGGAUGUAACAAUAAGUCAAACAUUGCUAAGACCAGGGGUGAAAGGUUUCUUCGGAUAAUGUGGUUUUAGACCAUUUCAGCCUUUUAGCAAUUUUCUACUGCUUGGGAAACCCAUUAUUUUUAUAGAUUACUACUUCACUGCUACGCUCUGGUUAAGACAUCAUUUUCUUUUCUUUUUCAUUUCCUUUCACAUGAACAGAUGCAAAUACAAUCACAUAACAGGUCUCAUUAGUAAUUUUUGCUUACAGUUUAUGGUUUCUCCCUUUUAGAAAAAUGUAACGGAAUAAGCGAAUGCUAAAUUACAAUCCUCUUUAGCCCGACAAGCCACCCAGAGGGUUGUUGUUGUUUUUUUUAGGCAAAAUAACAAGAACUCCCUUUUGCAACGGGCAGUGGUUUUCUUUAUUGCAAACUCAAUGGUGCCACACACUGAAGCGUUGGUGCUAUGUCAUCCUAAUGAGACUGAGAGUAAAGCAUCUAUUCCGCAUAUGUGCUGAGCAUCCUUUCAGUCCUCUCUUUGCACUUUGCCACCGUACAUCCCAGAAGGUUCACCGGCAAGGGAUGGCGGGGCAUGCACUUAACAGUAUUUCCUGAAGUUAGCUCAUCUCCUCCUCUGCAGGCUCAUCAAGGCUCCAGAGGAAAUAAUGCAAUUUAAAGGGAAAUAGAUCAUCAACAUUGUAUGGCUUCUCUCCAAGGACUUCAAAUGAGCAAAGACAUAGGCUGCUUACCAAUUUUGCUGAUAAACAAGCACAUUUGCUUUAGACCACCGAGGCUCAACUCUUGAGCUUCCAUCUGAUGUGAAAAUGAGGAGAAAUGUCCUGGUUUGCAGCUUGAUCCUUUUCACAUAGCCACGCAUUUGUUUGUACAUGAGACCAUGGCAACCUGAUUUAAUUCUCAAGAGUUUUGUUAUCAUUUUUAGGCCUGUUCUGCAUAACUAGGCAUGGAUAUAUGCACACCUUCCACUCUAGGUAGCAGCAGGGGAAUCUUUGAAAGAUGUCAGGAGAUAAACAAUCACAAUAGAUCAAGUGAUGGCCUUCAUUCAAGCUGUUCUCUAAGUUGUACAACCUUCCAAUUUCCUAUAAAUGUCAGUAGGAGCCGUUGUUCAGGAUCCUCUGCUGUGUGAGCAGACUUCCACUCAUGCAAAGGAUGUUACUUCUCCUCCUCCUCCUCCUCCUUUUCCUUGCAAACUGUCAGCCCUCUGGAGCAGAUUUCAGGUGUGAAGCAGACAAAAGCAGGAAGAAGUGCAAGCAGAAGGUCAUUCUUCUGGUUGAUGGGCACCAGUUGGAUUUUGUCCUCUGUUUUUCUAAGAAUCUUUAGAAUUGUUUGUUUGCACACUCUGCUUCAGACACUGUAUAAGCAACUAGUGAGCUAUUUAAUUUAUUAUCUGGACUGAGUAGAUUUUAUUAGCCUCAGGAACAAGUACCUCUAGCAAAGCAGUUGUCUGAGUAGUCCCAUCACAGACAAGAACCACAACUUAAUGUAAUGCUCCUCAACCCUAACUAGAGAUGUUUGCAGUUAUAUGCUGAGUUGUGUCAUGGCAAGGCAUUCUGAUAAGACUUCAUUAGGGACAACUCAAGAGUUUUGUGGCAAAUUCAAGACUAAAAAAAACUCAUUAAAGGCUAAGCUUCCACAGACUAGGGCAGGGGUGGGGCCUAUGUGGCCUUCCCGUUGUGGCAGAACCACAGCUACCAUCUUUCCUGACCAUUAGACAUGUUGGCUGGGGCUCAUGGUAACUGGAGUCCCACAAUAUAUGGACUGCUUGCAGGCUCCCCAUCUCUGAAUUGGAGUCUGUUCCAUCAGAUGCAGCAUAUGCAAUAUGUGAUCAUGUAUUGGUUUGUGCCACAAGAUACUUAAUAUGAUUUGCUACAGCCGACUAACAUGACCAUUCCAUCUGGAAGCUAACUUCAAAGCAAGCUUCAAGCUUUGCAAACACUAACAUCUGAAAACAGCUUCUAAUGUUAGAUUCCAACUGCAUGCCUUUCAGACCCAUAUAUUAAGAAGAAUGUCAGAUGAAUGUCAGUGUAAUUAAAGAAUGGGUUCAUUUCACUCCUUCAAGCAUGCAUUCUUUAUUCUCAUCCCCACCAGAUGUAUUUGGCCAGAUACGUUGCUUAGCAAACCGUCAUUUGACAUAUCACAUGCUACAUUUGAAGGCAUGAGACUUGAGAAAUGUGCUGAUUAAUGUGAUACCCAAAAUCACCGUGAAGCUAAUAACCAAAAUGAGAAAUGAGCAUUAAAAUGGGCACAGCAUGGAUUUAUAGAAUGCUGACAGCAGGAAAUCAGAAUUUAACAGGCCAGAGUAUGUGCCUUAUGAAUUGAAUUUCAUGAAUUUCACGAUACAGUGGUACCUCGAUACAGUGGUACCUCGAGUUAAGAACUUAAUUCGUUCUGGAGGUCCGUUCUUAACCUGAAACUGUUCUUAAACUGAGAUACCACUUUAGCUAAAUGGGGCCUCCCACUGCCACCGCACGAUUUCUGUUCUCAUCCUGAAGCAAAGUUCUUAACCUGAGGUACUAUUUCUGGGUUAGCGGAGUCUGUAACCUGAAGCAUCUGUAACUCGAGUUACCACUAUAUAGACUGGACAAAUUAUAAGCUGACAUCUUAACUUUCUAAAUUCUUGCAGCUUUAAAUAUACUUGGACAUAUUUGUGUACAUUGAGCUCAUUUAACAACAAUAAAAGUGGUCUCUUUACUAACUCCAAUGUGCAGAACCACGUCUGGGUAGAUGUCACCAUGCACAACACAAGCCUUCCACCACUUGCCAUCAAAAACCCGGAGUGCCUGGGACUUCUUCACCAAUUGGACAAGAACAAGGACAUGUGGGUUCAACACUACUGCAUUCUGAAAGAUGGCUGCUUGUAUUUUUAUGCCAGCAUACGCUCUACACAUGCCCUUGGUAGGUGGUCACCUUUCCUCCUCCUUUUUUGAAACCAAGUAGGUUUUCCUCCUAUACAUAAUACAAAAAUGCCAAUAAUGCAAAAAAGGAAGCUUCAGUGUGGUGUAACACUUAGUGGGUUGGACUAUGACCUGGGAGACCAGGGUUCAAAUCUCCACUCAGCCAUGAAGUCGAUGGGGUGACCUAUGCUUUGCUAGGUCUACUUUCAGUAUUCCUUUAUUACAUAGUUGGAGCUUUGGCCUGGCAUUCCAGGGGUCCUGAUUCUUACAGUGACUUUUCAAGAUACAGCCACUUUAUUUUGUUGUGACACUGUGCAUCCUCUGCAACACAGAAAUAUUUGAGAAAAUGUCAAUAAACAGCUGACGGGCAGAGCUAGAGCUCUUGGGAGUCGGUCAAGGAGCUGUAGUAGACCUGAUGUGAUCUGGAAAGCCUUGCUCAGGAAAAGCACCUGAUCUGUUAGGUCUAUGAAUGUGGGAACCUGUGACCCAUUUAGCCUCAUGUCGGCAGUGAUUUCCUCUGGGUCUCAAAAGAGACGACUUUCCCAGCCCUGAUUCCUGGGUUUCUUCUCUUUUUUUUGCCGGAGACUCUGGGGCCAUCUGUGUGCAUAGUGUGUCCUCUACCUUUUGCCUAUUGUCCCUCUUUCUUUUUCUAGGUGGGAUUUACCUGCAGGGAUACACUGUGAGUGAACAGGCCCUUGGUUCCAGGAGGUCCGUGAUUGAAGUGAAGCCACCUUCGGAGGAGUUUAAAACCUUCUACUUAUGUGCAGAAAGCGUGACCGAAAACAAACGGUAGAUGAUGUGCUCCUCUCUCCUCUGAAAUUGUUUCUCUAGCCCAUUUCUACCUGCCUUUCCACCACCUUUCCGUAGUUGUAGACAAUGAGUGAAGUAGAGAGUUUUGAGGCUUCUGAGUAAUUGUCUGGGUGGUUGACUACCUUUAAGUAGAACUGAAGUUUUCUAUGAACAAUUAUGAACAAAAAAGCUCUCUGUGUGUAUUGGAGAAUGGCGACUUUAAGGCCACAUAAGAGAGUAGAAGGAAAUGAGUUGUGCCUUCUUAAAAUCUUAAAAUCCUAAUGAGAUAUCCAUAGAUAUUCAAAGAUAUCCAUACAUGACAAUUUCAUCACAGUAACUGAGGAAACAGCGUCACUGUGGAAGUGAUCUAUGCUAAGGGGAAUGGUCCUUCAAACUUUCGAUGCAUCACAUAUAGGGAAGUAAGAAAGUAUCAUUUCCCAUCCCCUCCUGUAUUCAUCACAUACAGCAUGGUUUCUAUUCUACUAGAGUCAGUGGCGGAGCUUCAUGCUUCGGCACGGGGGGGGGGAGUGGAGAGCGGGGGGGCGGGGCUGGCGCACCACCCACAGGGGCAUGGCGCCCAGCGUGGGCGAAGGGCAGCCGCAAUGGCACCCCACCAGGAUCGCGCUGCUGGGGGCGGUACGCUCCCCCCGCACUCCUCUUCCUCUGCCAGUGACUAGAGUUUGUCUUCCACCAGAAACCUUUUCAAUGAAAUGGAGAGGGGAAUGAUGUAAUGAGAAUGUAAUUUAUGUGACAAAAUUAUGCAACUCACGUAAUUUACACAAUUAAUUACGUAAAGUGCAUUGUCAUUACGUUUUCCUCAGAAUUUCCCACAUCCUUAAUCACAGACCUACAGAAAGAGCAGGACCUAUCCUGUCUUGACUUAAGCCACAUUUUGUAUAUUACUUUCCAGGACUUGGUACAAUGCAGACAAUCCAGUUAUCUAUCACAUGUCAAAACAUUCAAACCACAAUCUCAGUCAGUUAGUUAUCCAUUUUAUUCUGAAUCCCACAAUGCUUUCCAUGCCAGUUUUAAGCCAAAGUAGAUCAAAGGAUAAGGAUUUGUAGGAGACAAUGUAGGAGUCUCCCCCCCCCAAAAAAACCCCCAUAAUUGUUGUGCUGAAAACUAGAGCUACUGUCCAUUCCUCCUAAAUAAUUAUUUUUACAAAAACUUUGCCACGCUUCCAGUCCCCGCUACUUUUGGCAGCGCACUUGCUGUGAUACGAUUGUUCAUCUGCCAUAUUGAUGCAAGCUCAAGCAGUCUUUAGCUUGCAGUUAUCCAAACACCAUUCAUUUAGUGACCAGCUCUGCCUAUUCCUUUCUUCCAGAUGGAUCACGGCACUGAAAGCCUCGGUCAGUAAGUGGUUGCCAUUAAACCAGGCCAUUCAAGACUUCAUGAACCGACCAUUGGAGGAGACCAAGAUGUGAAGGGGAAUCUAAUACAGCCUUCUGUACUGGGCUUCAGAAUAAGUGUGUACCUGCUACCAGCAAAUGAUAAUUUAGUAACAUUUGAUCAUCACAUCUCUCAUAACUUACAAGCUGCA